Messenger RNA from Bursaphelenchus xylophilus (pine wood nematode), 1031 nucleotides. Lineage: Eukaryota; Metazoa; Nematoda; Chromadorea; Rhabditida; Aphelenchoididae. The record is from the annotation of a GenBank genome assembly.
AUGGCGGAUUUUGACUUCACGGGUCCAGUUAGCUUCCCAGACUUGGAGAAAACUGUUGAGCAAGCAAAAGCGGACGCAAAGACGUCUUCGAAGGAGGUUAUCAGAAGUUUAGUGACGUACAUUGAUUUGACUACCUUGGCUGGAGAUGAUACCAGAAAACGAGUGCAAGAUCUUGCCGCUAGGGCCUCAAAGCCCUUCCCGAACGUAUGUUACCUCUUUAUCUUCCUUUUUUUAUUUCGAUUUUUAGGAUCCAUCACUGAAAUGCGCUGCAGUUUGCGUUUAUCCCGCAAGAAUCGGUGAUGUAAAGGAGAAACUCGCAGAACUUGGCGAGCAAGAUGUUAAGAUCGCGUCAGGUACGUUUAGUUUUUCGAGUAUGAAUUUUUCUUAAUUUUUAGUUGUUGGAGGAUUUCCAUCUGGACAGUAUCAUCUGCAAAGUCGGGUUUUGGAAUGCCAGUUAGCUGCUGAAGAUGGUGCAGAUGAGUUGGAUACCGUUAUCAAUCGUGCCGCUGCGCUGGAAGGCAAGUGGAAGGUGGUUGAGGAAGAAAUAUUGCAAAUGAAACGGGCUGGAAACGGAAAACAUCUGAAGGUAAGAGAUAUUAUUUUGUUAUAGUGCUUGUCAUGGAUAACGUAAAAACUUUUCAUUUUACUGUUGUUUCAAUGGAUUUUUUUACAUUUUUGUUUGCUUUAAGGUGAUUCUGGCUACUGGUGAGCUCAAAAGCGUUGAGAAUAUUUAUCGCGCUUCGCUGGCUUCAAUUUUGGGAGGAGCCGACUUCAUCAAAACUUCAACCGGAAAAGAAUCCGUCAAUGCCACCCUGGAAGCGGCAUAUGUUAUGCUCGAAGUCAUCAAGGAAUAUUACGAGAAGACUGGUAAAAAAAUCGGAUUCAAGCCGGCUGGAGGAAUCAGAACUGUCCAGGAAGCGUUGGAAUACGUUUAUUUGAUCAAAAUUGUUCUCGGCGAUGAAUGGCUGACCCCGAAAUUGUUCCGAAUUGGCGCGAGCAGCUUGCUGGACAAUGUUCUCAAGGAGUUGUGA